Messenger RNA from Vitis riparia (riverbank grape), 2332 nucleotides. Its product is annotated as NAC domain-containing protein 4-like. The coding region runs from base 87 to 1715 and encodes 542 amino acids. Lineage: Eukaryota; Viridiplantae; Streptophyta; Magnoliopsida; Vitales; Vitaceae. Gene Ontology annotation, biological process: regulation of DNA-templated transcription. The transcript has 8 exons. Gene Ontology annotation, molecular function: DNA binding. The record is from RefSeq and is a predicted model, not a curated record.
GUCGUCAUUUUAGGAGUGGUGUCUGUUUAUUUGAUUCCCGCCGUGGAAUUUUUUCUUCUUCUUCAUCAGCAUCAUUCUAGCUAAGUAUGUCAACACAAGAGAGGAUACGCAGGCUUAUUGAAUUGUCACCAGUGGGAUCCGGAUUUCGUCCCACCGAUGAAGAACUGGUUGAUCUGUAUUUGAAGUCGAAGAUACAGGGCACGGCAUUCCACGAAGGCAUCAUCCCUGAGGUUGAUGCCUACAUAUUGGAUCCUUGGUUUAUACCAGAUUGUUGUUUUCUUCUUUCAGUCGUACAAACAUAUGGUUCGGACUCGUUCUUCUUCUCUCCUCUUUAUAAAAAGUACCCAAAUUGUAAUCAAUUACAGAGGACAACUAAUGGUGGCUACUGGAAACCCACCGGUCCGGAUCGUAAAAUCAAGCGUGGGGCUACCGAAGAGGUGAUCGGUAUCAAGAAAACUUUGGUAUUCCAUGUGGACGGUGGCCGUGGCCAUGCGGACGUCAAUACCGGCUGGAUUAUCCACGAGUACCGCUCACUUAUGGCCUCCCUCCCUGCCAAUGAGACCUUUGUUCUGUGUCGCUUAAAGAAAAAAAAAGGGUCUGAUUUUCCUAGACAAAACAACCUUCAUGACAUGUUACACAAACUGCUAUCCAAUCAAGAAAAUUGGCCGAUGAAUAUGGACGUUGACCAUUCAUCUACAGGUACUGGGCUUCAUCUGAAUGGCCCACCCAACAUCAUGACCUCAGGUGCUGAUCGGAGCCACUUUGCUAACAAUAUUCCUUCUGAUCUUGGAAAUCAACUAGACGAUAUGAUUCCAGAGGAGUAUGCUCUGCCAGAGAGGUAUGAACUUGUUAAUGAUUCGGACGGAUAUCUUGAAGAGAGAUUAAUCCCUCAGAGGAGAUCAGCUGUUGACAGUGGGAACCUGAGGAAUGGUUAUAUUGACAGGCUAUCAACCUGCCCACAGACCCCAUUGAAGGGCGCAUAUGGUAAGGGUGGUGGAUCAAGCAGUGACACCACUCAAGUGGACCCCGUUGAGGCAAAAAUAUGCGAUGGAAAGGAUUCUCUCAAUUUCCCAGAGACAGCUUCUGCAGCCCAUGAACCAAGUUGCUCACCAGUGGGCUACGGAUUUCGGCCCACCGAAGAAGAACUGGUUUAUCACUAUUUGAAGUCGAAGAUACUGGGCACAGAAUCCCACGAAGGUAUCAUCCCUGUCAUCGAAGCCUACAAAAUGGAUCCUUGGUUUAUACCAGAAUCUUGUUCACUUUUUUCAGAGAUACAAAGAGAUGGUCCGGAGUACUUCUUCUUCACUCCUCUUCAUAAAAAGUUCCCAAAUCGCAAUCAAGUACAGAGGACAACAACUGCUGGCUACUGGGCAAAAACCGGUCCGGAUCGUGAAAUCAAGGGUGAGGCCACCGAAGAGGUGAUUGGUACCAAGAAAACUUUUGUUUUCAAAAUGCACGGUGACCGUGACCGUGGCGUUGCGGACGUCAAUACCGGCUGGGUUAUCCACGAGUACAGCGCAUGUAUGGAUUCCGCUCCUGCCAAUAAGACCUUGGUUCUGUGUCGCUUAAAGACAAACAGGGUCUGGUUUUCCCCCACAAUCAACAAUGGCAAGUUACCCAAACAGCCAUCCAAUCAAGAAACUUGGCCGAUGAAUAUGGACGUUGACGAUUCAUCUACAGGAGAAUGCUCUGCCAGACAGACCUCUCUCGUAUGAUCUUGCUACUGAUUCGGAUGCACGCCUUUACAAAGAGUUAACCCCUCAGAUGAGAUCAGCUGUCGACGGCGGAGACCUGAGGCACGGUUAUAUUGACAGGCUAUCAACCUGCCCACAGACCCAUUGAAGGGACCAUAUGGUAAGAGUGGUGGAUCAAGCAGUGACAGACACUCAAGUGGCCCAAGUUGAGGCAAAUAUAUGGGAUGGAAAGGGUUCUUUCAAUUUCCCAGGGACAGCUUCUGCAGGCCAUGAACCAAGUUCCUCACCAGGUUAUCUUGUCAAUUUAUUCGUGGGCAUACUAUUGUUGGUGAUUCUUAUUUCAGUUAUGGUGCAAGACAUCCGUGCAAAGUUUUCAAAGCCUUAGCCUUUACCUGGAGGUGAUACCACCACAUUAGUUUUAGACUUCUCUUAAAGCCACCAGCAAGCCAGCCAUGACCAAGAAGCCUUGAGAAAGAGAAGUAUAUAUAUAUAUAUGAUUUUUUAGCAGCAUAUAUGCAUGAAGAUGUCUACCCAUAUCACGAUAGGAAGCGGGUCUUAAAAUUCUAAUUGUCCAUUUUCUCUUGAUAUUGGUUUGAGUUUAAAUUGCAUUUGAUUAUAUGAUUGAAUUGAGUUUGAUA